Chironomus riparius is the source of this 1989-nucleotide messenger RNA. The record is from the annotation of a GenBank genome assembly. Lineage: Eukaryota; Metazoa; Arthropoda; Insecta; Diptera; Chironomidae.
CAAAAAAACGAAAUUUCAUGAAAUUCAGCUUUCUUUCAUAAAAAUUAAGUUUUUAAGAAGUUUUAAAGACAUAUUAAUUGUUAAAUUAGUGUAAAAUGGAAGCAUCGGAUAGUAAAGAAAAGGAUGUGACAAAAAGAAAUUACGGGAAAAUAAUUUUAACAUUGGAAAAUGCAAUUUUACCAUCAGAAAAACUAGAAUCCAAAACUAUUAGUCAGCAAGAUGGUUUAUCGAAGGAUAUAGAGAUGGAUUUGAGGAUAUUGGGAUGUGAACUGAUACAAACAGCAGGAAUUCUAUUGAAAUUACCACAGGUCGCUAUGGCUUCGGGACAAGUUCUAUUCCAGCGAUUCUUCUACUCAAAGUCGUUUGUAAGGCAUGAUAUGGAGGCAAUUGCUAUGGGAUGUAUAUGCUUAGCAUCAAAAAUUGAGGAAGCACCAAGAAGAAUUCGCGAUGUACUCAAUGUUUUCAAUCACAUCAAACAGAUUCGUGCACAAAAGCCAAUUACGUCCAUGAUUCUCGAUACAAAUUAUGUGAAUUUAAAGAAUCAAGUGAUAAAGGCUGAAAGAAGAGUCCUCAAAGAGCUCGGAUUUUGUGUACAUGUAAAGCAUCCUCACAAAUUAAUUGUCGUCUAUUUAAAAUAUCUUGGAUUUGAUGAGGAUGAAAAUCGAGAGGUGCUGCAAAUGGCUUGGAAUUUUAUGAAUGAUUCAUUCAGAACUGAUGUUUUUGUUCGAUAUCAACCAGAGACAAUAGCUUGUGCUUGCAUUGCUUUAUCAGCUCGAAAGCUCAACAUUAAUAUGUCCACUACGCCACCUUGGUAUGUAAUGUUUAAAGUUCACGAAGAGGAUCUUUUAGAUGCUUGCUAUCGAAUUAUGGAACUUUAUCAUCGACCAAAACCAAAUUUUGAUAAACUUGAGGCAGCUGUCGAAGAACUAAAGAAAAAUUAUCAGGACCAACGAAAGAAAGACCAUCAAAACAGUACGCCUCCCGUAGCAGCAGUCAUCGAUCGUUCAAAUGGAUCACAGCAUGCGUGGAGUGGUUUUAUAUCCAGACAAAUACCAUCCAAUACAUCAAAUUCAAAUAACGACGAAAAAUCUGAUUCGAAGCUAAAAUCGGACGGUAAAACAAUUAGUAGUACAAAUAAUAAUAGCGAAAAAUGCAAAUCACGUUCACGUUCACGAAAUAAUUCGCGCAGUAGAUCGAGGUCAUCGGGCAAAUACAGCAGCAGUAAAAAGAAAGAUCGCUCGAGAAAGAGAACUCGUUCACGGUCAAUAUCAGCUGACUCAGAUUAUGACAUGAAGAGUAAGAAAAGAGACAAGAAGUACAGUAAAAAAUCGCCAAAACGUGAUUAUCGUGAGAAGUCCCGAGAAAGAUAUUCUAAUGGUAGACGAAAUCAUUACAGCGAUCGAGACAAAGAUUAUAAUUAUUACAAAAGCUACGAUAAGGAGAAAUACAGCAGUAGUAAGCACUCGUCAUCAAGAAAUGGAGAUAGACAUCAUCAUAAAUCGUCAUCAAGAAGAUAAAGUUUUAUUUAAAAACAACAUCGCCAUAUGAAAAUUAAUGUAAAAUCAUUCAAUUCUAUUUCUGAAAGAUAAUCAAUUUUUAGGAGACGAAGAAAGAAAAAAAUAACAAAUAAAUAAGUUUAUAUUUUGAAAAGAACAAAACUGUGGUGCAAUAAAAAGCUUCAUCAAAUCGAGUUUGCUUGCAAGUAUGGCAGUGACUAUAAAACUGCAUAUUCAUCCUCUUCGUUGUAGUUUGGAAUGGAACUUUUAGUCAAUAAAAAGUAUCAAGCAUUUGACAUUUUCAAUAAGUUUUGACUGGCUAGAAUUUUCGUCUGCAGUUCUUGAUAUUCUCAAAAUGCCUCAAAUUCGACAGCAUGCAGUAUUACAAAACAAAUCCUAAAAUUGAGGUCAGUAAUCUAAUGUUUUUCUUCAUUUAACUUUCCCUUUCGUCCAAGAAACCUGUUGAUUCAAAAAUUGCUUGCAAAAAAAAAAU